Molecule: messenger RNA, 486 nt
Organism: Periconia digitata
Lineage: Eukaryota; Fungi; Ascomycota; Dothideomycetes; Pleosporales; Periconiaceae
Source: the annotation of a GenBank genome assembly
UAUCUUCUUGAACUUAUGUCGCGUGAUCAACCUGUCCUCCACGAAAACAAAUACAAACAGACGCAGCGAAAGCAUUACCUCUUCUGUAUCUUCCUGUCCCACCUAACCUCGGGAAGGAAAAUCAAUCUUGAUGCCCAACGCCCAGAUACUCCCUUCGCUGCCUUAACAAGACCCCCCUGGCACAUCGCAAAAGCACCAAAUACCUACUUAUCACUGAUCCCCGAUCCCGCCCCUCCCCCCUGCUAUCCUGCACGAAAUCUCCUAAUCCGGACUUUCUCCAGCAAAUAGAUUGGAUCCAAUACAGUGAAUCCUUCCCGCGUACAACAAAAGGUCGGUCAGAGCACCAAGCUUUACAUGUACGCAUCUUACGUCAGGAGGCUCCAUAAAUAGUGGCUUUUUUUGUGUGUUCCCGCUCCAACCGUGGGAGGUGUACACUACAGUGUUAAGUCUUGUACUACCUACCUUUUCUUUGCUUGGGUAAUCGGC